Molecule: messenger RNA, 399 nt
Organism: Symbiodinium natans
Lineage: Eukaryota; Dinophyceae; Suessiales; Symbiodiniaceae
Source: the annotation of a GenBank genome assembly
GUGUCCGUGGGCUUUGUGGUUCUGUUGCAACAUCUUGACAUGGAAAUUCCCUUCAAGGUUUUCUUGGGCUAUGUCGUUCUGUUGCAACAUCUUGACAUGGAAAUUCCCUUCAAGGUUUCCUUGGGCUCUGUGGUUCUGUGGCAACAUCUUGACAUGCAAAUUCCCUUCAAGGUGUCCGUGGGCUCUGUCGUUCUGUUGCAACAUCUUGACAUGGAAAUUCCCUUCAAGGUGUCCGUGGGCUCUGUCGUUCUGGGGCAACAUCUUGACAUGGAAAUUCCUUUCAAGGUGUCCGUGGGCCCUGUAGUUCUGUUGCAACAUCUUGACAUUCAAGUUAUCUUAAAGGUGUCCUUGGGCUCUGUUGUUCUGUUGCAACAUCUUGGCAUGGAAGUUCCCUUCAUG